Molecule: messenger RNA, 3477 nt
Organism: Dioszegia hungarica
Lineage: Eukaryota; Fungi; Basidiomycota; Tremellomycetes; Tremellales; Bulleribasidiaceae
Product: P-loop containing nucleoside triphosphate hydrolase protein
Exons: 22
Coding region: 1-3477 (1158 amino acids)
Biological process (GO): double-strand break repair via homologous recombination
Cellular component (GO): site of double-strand break; nucleus; Smc5-Smc6 complex
Molecular function (GO): damaged DNA binding; single-stranded DNA binding
Source: RefSeq, a predicted model, not a curated record
AUGGCUCCCACCUCGCGCAGGCGCGACAGCCCAGAUGGGUCGGACGAUGAGGAAGACGAGCGUAACAAGCAGACCAAACGAGUCAAGCACGAGAAAAUGUCCGGGACAUCCCGGCGCAAUAGAAGCGUGGACGCCGAGGGCGAUGAUAGGAUGGGCGAUGCAUCGUCAGAGGAGGAAGAGGAGGAGGAUGAUAACAGAUUCGAUGAAGAAAAGGCGAGGGCGGCGUAUAAUGCUGUUAGGCAGGCGAAGAAGGGGCAUGAGGGUAUGGCAUCCGAAGCCGGCGUGAUCAAGAGUCUGGUACUGGUGGACUUUAUGUGUCAUCGGCAUCUCACCGUGGAGUUUGGAACGAGAAUCAACUUCCUUGUCGGACACAACGGAAGUGGAAAGUCCGCCAUUCUUACCGCUAUUUCUAUCGCCCUUGGCGGCAAGGCAGUCAACACGGGCCGAGCUGCUGGUCUGAAAGAUCUCAUUAGGAGUGGCGCCGAUCGGGCCGUCAUCACACUCACCCUCUCAAACGAGGGAGAUAACGCCUAUAAGGUGCGCGGAAAAGAUGACAUAUACUCGCCGAGCGUCGUCAUUGAGCGGGUCAUCAAUCGCACCGGCGCUUCUUCGUGGAAGUUCAAGGCUUCCAAGGACGGCAAGGUAGUCGGCAAGACCAAAGCGGAGCUCGACGCAAUCUGUCAAGCCUUCUCGAUUGACGUCGACCAGCCGCUUACCGUCCUCACGCAGGACAUGGCGAGAAGCUUCUUGCACAAUGCGGACGAUGCUUCGUUGUACAAGUUCUUCAUGAAGGGUACCCAGCUGUCCGAUAUGGAGACGAGGUACGAUGAGGCGACGCGGAACAUCAUUGGCGUGGAGAACACCGUCAAGAAGAUGAAGGCAGACAUACCGGACAAGCAGGCUCGGGUCGUCGAGCUGGAGAAGAAGCUAGAGGCGACCAAGAAGAUUGCGGAACAGAAGGAAAAGCAGCAGUAUCUGAGGGGGGAGCAAGGCUGGGCGCUGGUCAUCGAGAAGGAGAAGCUCCGCGACGCCUGCAGUCAGAACAUGUUGGAUGCGGAAGCCAAACUUCAAGGUAUCCAAGAAAAGUUGGACGGGCUCGAGGCCGAACUUCCAGGUUUAGAACAGCAAAUCCAGGAGCAGGAAGCAGCCAUCACGGAAUAUGACGCGUCCCGCAAGCCUUUCGACCAGGAGCGCAAGGCGGCCAGGGCAGAGCAUGAUGCCUUGCGCCGACAGAUGUCCGAGCUGCAGGAAACUGUCGACGACUACAAGAAGAGCAUCGCCGAUGCCGACAGGGAAAUCGCCCACCACGACCGAGCGCUACUUCGACAGCGGCAGCUCCUGGCCGGCGGAAACCAGGCUGUCCACGACAAGCUUCAGGCAGAUCUGGACAAACACGUCGCCCUAGAGCAAAACCUCAUGCGCGACAUUCCCAAGAAGGAGGAAGGUGUCGAAAGGGCUUUGCAAGCUCGCAAGGAUGCCGAUGCCGAUGUGGAGCGAACGAAGGACGAAGUUUCGCACUUCCUGAAUGUAGUCCAGGUCCAGCAGAACGCUUUGGCGAACCUCAACAGCCAGAGGACCGAUCCACUCGCGGCUUUCGGCAAAAACGUGCAAUCGGUGCUACACGAGAUCGACCGGGGCAGGUGGUACGGCAACAAGCCGGUCGGACCCCUCGGGCGGUACGUCAAGCUGAAAGACCCCGCAUACAAGGAUAUCGUCGAGGCGAAUCUCGGACGCCUCCUGUGCGCGUUCGCCGUACAGGACCCUCGGGACAGGAUGCAACUGCAAAGGAUUCUCAAUGAUUGCGAGAGGCGUGGUUAUAGUCCCCAUAGUGGCGGCAGUCCGUCAGUAUACGUCUCGUCAAAUGACAUGUUCGACUACUCGAGUGGCGACUAUUCCAUGUACGGCGAGACUGUGCUAAGCAAACUCACGUUCACCGACGAAUACGUCAAGCGAGUGCUCAUCAAUCACGCUCAAAUUGAGCGAAAUUUUGUCUCGAUGGAUCAGAGCCUGGCGACGACCGAGAUCGACCGGCUGGUAAGACUCGGUCUGGACAGGGUAGUCGUCUUCUCAGUCAACCCGACUGUGCGGCAGGAGGGUACCAGACGGCCCGGCAGCGAUGAAAUAAACAUGGACGCCACGCCACUUACCCUUCACAAAGGUGCCCCAAUCUUUGUCAAAGACGUCGCCGCAGAUUACAAUGCCGCCAAGUAUGCUCUGGAAGGCAUGCUGCGUCAGCGGGCAGAAAUGGACGCCCACGUCCAGCAGCUUCGCGAUAUCCGAGAUCAGCACCAACAGGCCUGGUCACGCGAGACUGGUCUGCUGCAGAAGGUCCGGAACGCUAUCCCGGGCGUCACGGCCAAGAUCGCCCAACUGCGCGAUCAAUUGCGGGUGGAAGCGACCGAUGAAACUACGGCCCUUGAGAUGAUGAAGCAGGAAGCUGCGCAGAAGAGGACCUUCGCGGAGAUCUCGCUCGACAGUACUCUGACCGAGCUGCAAACCCACUCUGAGAAUACUAGGGCAGCCAAAGCUCGGUUAGACGAUGUCAAUGCUCGGAUCGACGACUUUGGCCCUGAGCGUACCCGAAAACAGGAACGACUACACAUUCUCACUCAAGCGAGAGCUACGAACAAGGGCCAUCUCGGGCACUGGAAGAAGCAGCAGGCUAAAGUCGAGAAAGAACGCGCUGCCGCCGAGGCAGAAUACGAAAGUGCCAAUGAGACGGUGGUGCAAUGGACCGAGCAAAUUUGCAAUGCUUUCCCGGAGCGUAUCAUCACCAAGCGAACUCCCCAGGCCAUCAAGAAGGAAGAGGAAAUGAUUGCCAAAGCGAUUGCCAACGCCGAGAAACGACAAGGCCUGAAUGUGGACGCUGUCCGCGAGCAGUACGUCAGAGCCAUGGAGGAGCUUCAGGGUAUCGACCACCGAGUGUCAGAGUUGGAGGACCUGAUUGUGUUCUCACGCCAACACCUGGCGAAGCGGGGGAAGUGGUUCCUCGACAUGCGCAAGUGCUGCUGCAUCAAGGUGAUGAGCGCAUUUGUCAGCAACACUGGGCAGCGUGGCUUUGAUGGGCGUCUGGCCUUCGAUCACCAACACGGUCAACUCAAAUUGACUAUUCGAACGCAAAAGGGCGCAACGCAAGACGCAGCGGCUCUGGCGCUCAUCAAGACCGCCAAGCACCUCUCGGGUGGUGAGAGGUCCUUCUCUACCAUCAGUUUCCUCCUCGCGCUCUGGGAGACGGCUAGCGGACCCCUACGAUGCCUCGACGAGUGGGAUGUCUUCCUUGACAACGUCAACCGAAAGUUGGCGGCUCAUAUGCUGAUCGAAGGAGCGAGGUCGGCCGAGUUGAAGCAGUACAUUCUGAUCACUCCGCAAGAUAUGGGCGGUAUCACUCUCGAAGGGAAGAACUCGAAGAUCAUCAGGCUGGCCGACCCUGCGCGGGACCAGGGUGUAUUGCCUUUCCAGGCGGCAGCUGCGGCGUGA